Messenger RNA from Loxodonta africana (African savanna elephant), 1424 nucleotides. It is a transcript of the gene LHX9, whose product is annotated as LIM homeobox 9. Gene Ontology annotation, cellular component: nucleus. Bases 1 to 1194 code for a protein of 397 amino acids. The record is from RefSeq and is a predicted model, not a curated record. Gene Ontology annotation, molecular function: RNA polymerase II transcription regulatory region sequence-specific DNA binding; DNA-binding transcription factor activity, RNA polymerase II-specific. The transcript is spliced from 5 exons. Gene Ontology annotation, biological process: regulation of transcription by RNA polymerase II; neuron differentiation. NCBI's taxonomy places the organism in Eukaryota, Metazoa, Chordata, Mammalia, Proboscidea, Elephantidae.
AUGGAAAUAGUAGGGUGCCGAGCAGAAGACAAGUCGUGUCCCUUCCGUCCCCCAGCCAUGCUCUUCCACGGGAUCUCCGGAGGCCACAUCCAAGGCAUCAUGGAAGAGAUGGAGCGCAGAUCCAAGACCGAGGCCCGCCUGGCCAAAGGCGCCCAGCUCAACGGUCGCGACGCGGGUAUGCCCCCGCUGAGCCCGGAGAAGCCGGCUCUGUGCGCCGGCUGCGGGGGCAAGAUCUCAGACAGGUACUACUUGCUGGCGGUGGACAAGCAGUGGCACCUAAGGUGCCUGAAGUGCUGUGAAUGUAAGCUGGCCCUCGAGUCCGAGCUCACCUGCUUUGCCAAGGACGGCAGCAUUUACUGCAAGGAGGAUUACUACAGAAGGUUCUCUGUGCAGAGAUGUGCCCGCUGCCACCUUGGCAUCUCCGCCUCCGAGAUGGUCAUGCGCGCCCGCGACUCUGUGUACCACCUGAGCUGCUUCACCUGCUCCACCUGCAACAAGACUCUGACCACGGGCGACCAUUUCGGCAUGAAGGACAGUCUGGUGUACUGCCGCGCCCACUUCGAGACCCUUUUGCAAGGAGAGUAUCCCCCGCAGCUGAGCUACACGGAGCUGGCGGCCAAGAGCGGAGGCUUGGCCUUACCUUACUUCAACGGCACGGGCACCGUGCAGAAAGGGCGGCCCCGGAAGCGGAAGAGCCCAGCGCUGGGAGUGGACAUGGUCAAUUACAACUCAGGUUGUAACGAGAACGAGGCAGACCACUUGGACCGGGACCAGCAGCCUUACCCACCCUCUCAGAAGACUAAGCGCAUGCGGACCUCCUUCAAGCACCACCAGCUUCGGACCAUGAAAUCCUACUUUGCCAUCAACCACAACCCAGAUGCCAAGGACCUCAAGCAGCUUGCCCAGAAAACAGGCCUGACCAAAAGAGUUUUGCAGGUUUGGUUCCAAAACGCACGAGCCAAAUUCAGAAGGAACCUUUUGCGGCAGGAGAAUGGGGGUGUUGAUAAAGCUGAUGGCACGUCGAUUCCGGCCCCGCCCUCAGCAGACAGCGGCGCUCUCACUCCACCCGGCACUGCGACCACUUUAACAGACCUGACCAAUCCCACUAUCACUGUAGUGACAUCCGUGACCUCUAACAUGGACAGCCACGAAUCCGGAAGCCCCUCACAAACUACCUUAACGAACCUUUUCUAACAUUGGAUUUUUUUUUUAAAUUCUUCCUCUUCUUUUUAUUAUUAUUCUAAUUAUUAUUAUUUUAUUAUUUACAAGACUUUUUUUUUUUUUUACUAAACCCACGAGAUAUUUGGGAAAUAAAAACACAACAGCUUGGUGUGUAGCAUCUGCAGCCAUUUGGCAAAUGAGUUUCAGUGAACAUAUUUUGUCUGCAAACUGUAUUUGGAUUUUUUUUUCUUUAAUUAGGAAUU